GGCGGAGCCGGGGGCGACGGCGGCGCGAACGCGUGGUGGUUCCGCGACGAGGCGAUGGCGCGCCGGCUCGCGGCGUACCUGCGGCCCGAGCCGAACCUCGAGCGGAAGCGUGUGCAGGCGGCCGUGGUGGAGAAGAAGGCGGCCGAGAAGGAGAAGUCGGGGUGGGGACGCUGGGGGCUGGGAGGCGGGAGGAAGAAGAGCGUCGGGGAGACGUCGCCAGUGGCGCCGUCGCCUGUGUCGCCGACGCUCCCCAGUCCGGGACCGGCGGGCGAGGAUGGCUCGGUCAAGAUGACCGUGCGGGCGGAUGAGGUUACGUUUCGGAGGGAAAACGAGUUUGGGAUAUGGGAAAGCAAGACGGGAUGGGGAAUCGUGGUCACUGUGACAGUGAGGCGGUGAGGUCUUGUUGUCCUCUGGGUAGGCCGUCCAGGGUCAUCACGGGUGAUGUAUAUCUUGAGCGUUUCGGAAACGGCAUACGGGGUUGCAGGUCAGAAACGGUAACAAAUGGCUGCACUGUAAAAUGUG
This is a messenger RNA of Thermothielavioides terrestris NRRL 8126, 522 nucleotides long. RefSeq lists its product as uncharacterized. Bases 55 to 396 code for a protein of 113 amino acids. The transcript has a single exon. The record is from RefSeq and is a predicted model, not a curated record. NCBI's taxonomy places the organism in Eukaryota, Fungi, Ascomycota, Sordariomycetes, Sordariales, Chaetomiaceae.